AGCAUCAACCAGCGUCAAGCGAACAUUCAGUGCGAGUGAGGCGAGACGGCAGGAGGCGGCGACAGGCAGAGAUGGCCGGCGGUGGCGCCGCCGCGUCGACGCUCUCGAGCCCAUGGAGGUUGCUGCUGCAGCGAGCGCUGGACACCAACGCGCACCUCAAGCACUCCACCUUCUUCCAGCUCGCCACGGUGGGCGGCGGCGGCAGGCCGGCGAACCGCACCGUCGUGUUCAGGGGCUUCCAAGAACACUGCGACAAGAUUCAGAUUAAUACGGAUGCGCGGAGCAACAAGAUUGGUGAGAUCAAGGAGUGGCCCCUCGGCGAGAUAUGCUGGUAUUUCACCGAUUCAUGGGAACAAUUUCGUAUCAGCGGCAUCAUAGAUGUGAUCGAUGGUUCCUGUCCCGAUCCUGCCAAGCUCCAGCAACGAGAGAAAGCUUGGUUCGCCAGUUCAGUAAAGUCAAGAUUGCAAUACUUAGGACCAUCUCCAGGGGUCCCCGUCGCAAAUGAUGACCACGUUACGGAUGUUCAUCUCGAUCCGUCAGCUGGCCCAGUUGAUGCCUAUUGUCUUCUGACUCUUGAUCCAGAAAAGGUUGAUUACGUGAACCUGAAAAGUAAUCAGAGAUUGAUGUUCACAAGAACCCAGGAAGGAGAUGAGUCCAGUGAUUGGAUGGCCAAAAAAGUUAGCCCAUAAUUAUCUUUUGUUAUAGAGGGUGAACAUAAAGGUGUUAUUAACUAGUACUCUCUCCGUUCUAAAAUAGAUGACCCAAUUUUAUACCAACUUUGUACUAAAGUUAGUACAAAAUUAAGUCAUCUGUUUUGGAACAGAGGGAGUACAACUGAUUUUAUUGUGGAUUUUCCAUUGCAAGGAACUGCCUUCAUUCCUCAAUAUAUUUUCUAGCCCAUCAGAAUGCA
Triticum aestivum (bread wheat) is the source of this 910-nucleotide messenger RNA. Its product is annotated as pyridoxine/pyridoxamine 5'-phosphate oxidase 2. Gene Ontology annotation, molecular function: pyridoxamine phosphate oxidase activity; FMN binding. Bases 72 to 689 code for a protein of 205 amino acids. The record is from RefSeq and is a predicted model, not a curated record. Gene Ontology annotation, biological process: pyridoxine biosynthetic process. NCBI's taxonomy places the organism in Eukaryota, Viridiplantae, Streptophyta, Magnoliopsida, Poales, Poaceae. The transcript is spliced from 7 exons.